AUCGAAAUUUGGAACUGCACUGACACUGAUUGUUUUGCACUCACUGGAGUGUUUUAGAUUUAUAUCCGAAACUAAUAACUAAAUAGUUAAGAUGGGGCGCCGCUCUAUAAAUACCACUAAAAGUGGUAAAUACAUGAAUCCCACAGAUCAGGCUAGAAAGGAGGCUCGCAAGAAGGAGCUGAAAAAGAAUAAAAAACAGAGGCAAAUGGUUAGAGCAGCUGUGCUGAAAAAUAAGGAUCCUGGGCAAAUAUUGGAGGAAAUGGAGAAAAUUGAUGAAAUGGAAUAUAAUGUGUUGCAGCCCUCGCCGCUCAAUGAAAAAGUCCUAAGGGACAAGCGUAAAAAGCUUAAAGAGACAUUUGAAAGAGUUAUGCGGCUUUAUUACAACGACGAUCCGGAACAUUGGUCCGAAUUAAAGCGCAAAGAAGUGGAGUACGAAAAAAAGCGCUUGAAAAAGCAACAAUACUAUGAAAGCGUUAAACAUGCUCAAAGUGUACAAAUAGAUGAGAUUCCUUUACCCUCAAGUACCCAAACUCCAGUGGCUGGUGGACCUUCGUCUUUUCCGGGUCCCAAACGCUUACCCCCACCACCCACGGCCUUAUCAUUGCCGCCAUUUGCACCAGGAGCUCCCCCGGGAACACUUAAGAAACUCAAUGAACAUAUAAUCAAACCGGCAGAUAAACAUGAUGAUCCUAAACGCAAAGAAAUUAUUGGCGUUCCCAUUGGUCCUCCUCCUGACUUGGCGGACCUGUCUGACUUGGAUACUGAUGCCGAAGAUAAUGAGGUGGUCUUAAAGAAAUAUGUACCCAAAACGAAAUCAUCCAAAUCAGUGACAAAACCUAACUCUCUGCAACAAAGAAUGUUGGCAAUAUCUGGUCAAAAUAUUGAUGAUUUCAUGAAAGAAAUGGAAAAUGUACACAAAAAGAAAGUGGCUGCUAGUCGAGGGGAGAAUGACAAGACCGGUGAUGAUUCAAAAGACAAAAAAGUUGAUGGAGACAACGAUGAUGAUGACGACGAAGAGGACGCAGAUGACAACACUGAUUUAUCUGAGUGCAGUUUUAGUGACGAAGAAGAUAAUGACGACAGUGAAGCGGCCAAACGAAGGCGUACCCACUCUAAUUCGGAUGAUACUGCUGCCAUACCUACACCUGCCGCCGCUGCAGCAGCAGCAGUGCCCAUGCCAGUGGCGAUAGCUUUACCAAAUAUACCCGCACCUCCCCAACCGCACAUACCAUUGCAUGGUCCACCUCCUAUGAUGUUUAGACCACCGCCCAGACCACCAGCAAUGCAUGGAUUUGGCAUACGUAUGCCUCCGGGACCACCGCCUGGUCCUCGUCCUGGCAUGGGAGGUAUGCCACGCAUGGGUAUACGUAUACCAGGACCACCACCAGGUUUACCACCACGUAUGGCGCAGCACCAUAAAAUGCAGCAACAGCUACAAAAUAAGGAUAGUAAGGGUGUAACGACCAUUACGGCCAAGCCUCAGAUUAGAAAUUUGAGCGCCGAUGUCACCCGUUUUGUACCAUCCACCCUGCGAGUCAAACGAGAAGAUUCCCGUAAACCUAACCGUGCUAAACCAUUUACUCAAGAAACCACUGCUCGUCCGGCGGAAUCGAAUAAUGCUGCUUCCAAAGACGAUGCCUACAUACAGUUCAUGAGUGAAAUGCAGGGUCUACUGUAGUUGUUAAAAGAUAGUCAGCGUACAAUAAAACCAAUCAUAGCAUAAGGAAACAAGAAAACAAAAAACUAAAGAAAUAAAAAAAAAAUAAGAAUUAAUUUAAAU
Molecule: messenger RNA, 1780 nt
Organism: Stomoxys calcitrans (stable fly)
Lineage: Eukaryota; Metazoa; Arthropoda; Insecta; Diptera; Muscidae
Product: WW domain-binding protein 11
Exons: 6
Coding region: 92-1678 (528 amino acids)
Biological process (GO): mRNA cis splicing, via spliceosome
Cellular component (GO): spliceosomal complex
Source: RefSeq, a predicted model, not a curated record